Osmerus eperlanus (European smelt) is the source of this 6318-nucleotide messenger RNA. Its product is annotated as protein mono-ADP-ribosyltransferase PARP14-like. The transcript has 17 exons. The record is from RefSeq and is a predicted model, not a curated record. NCBI's taxonomy places the organism in Eukaryota, Metazoa, Chordata, Actinopteri, Osmeriformes, Osmeridae. The coding region runs from base 133 to 6138 and encodes 2001 amino acids. Gene Ontology annotation, biological process: protein poly-ADP-ribosylation; negative regulation of gene expression. Gene Ontology annotation, cellular component: cytoplasm; nucleus. Gene Ontology annotation, molecular function: transcription corepressor activity; NAD+-protein mono-ADP-ribosyltransferase activity; NAD+ poly-ADP-ribosyltransferase activity.
UAGCUCAAAGGUGCGUGUCGAAAGUUGGAGUAAACGAAGGUUUGAGUCCAGUAUCAACCAGAAACAAAAGUGAAAGUGAACAAGCACAUUAAGACAGGCUACACAGAAUAUGCUCGCUAGUUAGCUACAGAGAUGGCAGACGCGUAUUCGUUUCCUUUGCUCGUCGAGCUAGAGAGUAACCAAAAUGUCUCAAAACUCAAAAACAAGUUGGUGAAAUAUUUUCAAAGUAAGAAGGCAAACGGUGAUGACUGUCAAGUGGAAUGCGGAGCAGACAAAAGCACAAUAGUGCGAUUUAAAACGGAGGAUGCCAGGCAGAAAGUUGUCAAUAAACAGGUGCACGAAAUCAUUUUGGAUCAAGAACGGAUAAAACUGACUGUUCGAUUACCAAAAGAGGUCUCAAGUGCAAAUGAAGCAUCGGCUGACGAUCUCGUAGACAACACAUUCGUUGCCAACGAAUUAAGCUCCAAGGUUCUGGAGGAAAAGGAGGAGGAGCCAGGCUCUACCUCGUCUGUGCUUGGGAACGUGAAGGAGAACCAGGAGUUCCUGGAGAUGCUGGUGGAGAACAUCCUCAGUAGUCUGGGAUCUGGUUCAGACUCCCCUUCUGCAUCAGAAACCUUCAGUCUGGAGAUUCUGCCUGAUACUGGCAUGGCUGUGGUGACUUUCCAAAGUGUUCAAGAGAGCAAUAAUUUUGUCUCGAACUGCACCACAAAUAGAGUGUUCAAAAAAAACAAGUUGACAAUCAGGCCUCUGGAAGUCACAACUAAAGCCAUUUUGGAGGACGUUCCCCCAAAUGUCAGUUCAGACCACCUCCUCCUGUACUUUGAAAAUGAAGGCGAGGAUGUGCAAGAUGUUUCAGUAAAUGAAGAGGAGCAGACUGCCAUCAUCAACUUUCAGGAUCCUAGAGCUGUUGGCAGAAUAAUUAAGAAGAAACAUCAAAUUCACAAGCAACCAGUAAUGGCUUUCCCAUUCUAUGAAUCCUUGGGAACGGCGCUAUAUGGUAAAAACAGACCCUCUUUAAAACCCCCGCUAGCCCACAGUGAGAACAUCGAUCAAGACGUUUGGAAAUACCUCUGUGAUACUCAGGAAGCUGCAGACUCCAUCCACCACAACCUCGCCCAGCAUUUUUGCAAGGUGGACCUCCAACAACCAACCGUCAAGUUGAGCCCCCUGCCUGAACUCCUUAAACAGAAGGGGAUCAAAGCCAAGGAUCUCCAGAAGUGGAAGGACACUGUGCAGACAGCCUUCCUUCAAGCAUUGGCUAAAUACAAACCGUUGAAGCUCCUUGUCCAGGCUGCAGCCUGGGAAGAAUCUGAGCGAGAGAUCGAACACACAGCGUCGGGAGCAGAAGUAGUGGUGGUCCCUGACAAGGCCCAGGGUGUCAUCACAGUGGUCGGCCUUGUAGAAGAAGUGAACAGACUAGAGCCGCCACUGAAUGAGAUAUUGGAUAAUAUAGACAAAAGAAUACAAAGGGAGAAAUCUAGCAUCAAACAAGAUGUCAAUUUGUGUCCAUCUAUCUAUCAAAUCCUCUUAAAUGAUGGCCUAAAGGACAAGCUGGCGAUUGAAUACCCAGAGCUGAAAAUGACGUACGAUGGCGAUAAAGGGUUUGUCACCUUCUACGGCCUGCUGCAGGAAGUGUUGGACGCCCAAAGAAAGGUUGUAGACGGAGUUGUGGCAUUGAAACGGAAGACUUUGGAAUGGGACGACUACGUUGUUGAGUUUCUGCAGGGUGAAGACCAAGAAAAGCUCACAGCCUCUCUUCUGAUUUCAAAGGGAAUUCAUGCAGCUCUAGAGAUUGACAAGUACCGUCUGCAGUUACUUGCUUUAUCAGAGGAAUCAUUGAUUGAAGCAGAAGAUCAUCUUAACAGGCUUCUGUUGUCCCAGUACAUAGAUAUUGAAGACUGCAAUGUCCUGGAGAUGUCCGAGUGGCAGGAUCUGGUUUCACGCAUGGAACACACCUCCAACAUGUCCUUUAGAAAAGUCAUGAUCCAGACUACUGGUGACGAUCAGAAAGUAGUGGUAUCAGGCUACAAAGACAGUGUUUUAUCAGUACGGAAUGACCUAGAUGACUUUUUGCACCAAAAUUCUGAAGUUGAAGAAACUCUUGAGGUCAAACGAGAGGCCAUAAUCAAAUUCAUUCAGAACCAUCACAGAAAUGCCUGGUCUGAUCUGGCUAGCGAUAAAGUGAAUGUCACUUUCAGGAAAGAGAAAGUUGUCUUAAACGGUGCCAGGGUUCAUGUCACAUCUUGCAAAUCUGGAUUUGAAGACCUGAUUUCAUCCACAUGCUUCAGUGUGUUGAGAGUGUCCAAGCCUGGAGCGAAGAAGUUAUUCCAGGAUGAAGGUGCCAUGUAUGUGUCCACAGUUAUGGGCCAGACAGGCUGUUUGGUACAGCUAGUUGAGGGGAGCGACGAUAUCGGACAAGAUUCAGCACUCGGAGGUGCUUCAAAGCCAAUCUACCAACUUACAACAUCGGACGGGGUAGAAAUUGCCGUUUGUAAGGCCGAUGUAAGCAGCUACGCCGUGCAUGCAGUCGUCAAUGCAGCAAACGUAGACCUACAGCUUAGUGGCGGUUUAGCUGGGGCGCUCCUGCUCGCUGCUGGACCUCGUCUGCAGGACGAAUGUGACCAGAUCAUCAACCGCAAGGGGAAACUGAGGCCAGGAGACUGUGUCCUCACGGGUGCGGGAGGUCAGCUCCAUUGUAAAAGUAUCAUCCACGCAGUGGGACCCCGGUAUGAUCACGCAAACCCCCAUAAGGCUGAGGGGCAGUUGCGGAGAGCGGUGAAAGGGAGCUUGGAUUUAGCGGAGACUAACAACUGCCUGUCUGUGGCUCUGCCAGCCAUCAGCUCUGGGAACCUUGGCUUUCCCCUAGGCUUGUGUGCCGAAACUAUAGCAAGAGCUAUCAAGGAUUACUGUGACGACAAGUUUGGUGAGAACACCUUGAAGAAGAUCCAUUUGGUGGACAACGAUGACAGGACGGUUGGGGCCAUGGAGGCAGCAGUGAGGAAGGAGUUUGGUGACCACGGGACAAGCCAUGCUCAGCUGAGCCCUCUGACCAGCGCCACAUCGACCCAGCAUGUCCCUCUGGUCCUCAGUACAAAUAACUCAGACAGAGUGAAAACUAGGGAAGGGCUUUCCAUCGUGUUGAUGAGAGGAAACAUUCAAGAUGCUUCGACUGAGGCACUUGUGAACACGGUGGGUGAAGACUUAGUUCUUAACAGCGGCGCCGUCUCAAAGGCCAUCUUGAGUGUGGCUGGACCUCAACUCCAGGCCCUGGUCAACCAACAAGCUGUCAGAGGUACCUGCGGCGACAUCAUUGUCACCAACGGUGGCAACCUCAAGUGCAAGGUUGUGUUUCACACCAUCGCCCCUAACUGGGACAAUGGACAAGCAGUGGCUCAAAAGAUGUUGAGUAGGAUUGUGAAGGAAUGCCUAGAUAAGGCAGAGCAUCAGCGACUCAGCUCCAUAACGUUCCCUGCAGUGGGAACAGGGAACCUGGGCUUCCCCAAAGACCUCGUGGCUUCUCUUAUGCUAAACGAAGUCCUCAAGUUCAGCAGUAAGAAGCACCCCAAGCACCUGAAGGAGGUGGUGUUCGUUCUCCACCCAAGUGAUCCGCAGACUAUCCAGGUAAAGAAACAGCUGUUCGUUCUCCACCCAAGUGAUCCACAGACUAUCCAGGUAAAGAAACAGCUGUUCGUUCUCCACCCAAGUGAUCCGCAGACUAUCCAGGUAAAGAAACAGCUGUUCGUUCUCCACCCAAGUGAUCCGCAGACUAUCCAGGUAAAGAAACAGCUGUUCGUUCUCCACCCAAGUGAUCCGCAGACUAUCCAGGUAAAGAAACAGCUGUUCGUUCUCCACCCAAGUGAUCCGCAGACUAUCCAGGUAAAGAAACAGCUGUUCGUUCUCCACCCAAGUGAUCCGCAGACUAUCCAGGUAAAGAAACAGCUGUUCGUUCUCCACCCAAGUGAUCCGCAGACUAUCCAGGUAAAGAAACAGCUGUUCGUUCUCCACCCAAGUGAUCCGCAGACUAUCCAGGUAAAGAAACAGCUGUUCGUUCUCCACCCAAGUGAUCCGCAGACUAUCCAGGUAAAGAAACAGCUGUUCGUUCUCCACCCAAGUGAUCCGCAGACUAUCCAGGUAAAGAAACAGCUGUUCGUUCUCCACCCAAGUGAUCCGCAGACUAUCCAGGUAAAGAAACAGCUGUUCGUUCUCCACCCAAGUGAUCCGCAGACUAUCCAGGCUUUCAAUGAUGAAUUUACCAAGAUGUUCACAACCCAGUCUGCUGCCUCUGGGGCGACCACAGCUGCAGCCACAGCACAACCUAAAGGCUUUUUUUCCAAGGUCACGUCAAGUUCAGGGGUGCAUGAGACAAGCAUGUCAGGCGUGGUUAUACAGGUUGUCACGGGAGACAUCACCAAGGAGACCACUGAUGUCAUUGUUAACUCCUCCAAUCAGGACUUCAGCCUCAAGUCAGGGGUAUCGAAGGCCAUUCUGGAUGCUGCUGGGCAGACUGUGGAAGCAGAAUGUCAGCUACUGGGAGCCCAGCCUAACGCAGGCAUGAUAAUGACCCAGCCUGGUAACCUGCAGGCAAAGAAGAUCAUCCACCUGGUUGGCCAGACAGACCCACAGAAAAUCUUCAAGGCUGUGAAGGAGGCACUCCUUAUGUGCGCUGUAAACAACUACACUUCCAUCUCCAUCCCUGCUCUCGGCACAGGCCAAGGCAAGGUGCAGGCGGGCCAGGUGGCAGAUGCCAUGUUGGAUGCUGUUGUAGACGUGAUCAACCAGAAGUCUCAUAACAAUCUGAAGCUGGUCAGAAUGGUGGUGUUUCAAACUGCUAUGGUUAAAGAUUUCCUCAGCAGUAUGCAAAAUAAAGAAGGAACAGAAGACAUUGCUGAAGAAAAGGACACGAUCUGGGGAAAAAUCAAAUCAUUUUUCGGCUUGACUGGCACUCAAAAGCCCCAAAAGGACAAAGAGUUUGUGAUUGAGGGCAAACGGGCAGACCCGGCCUGCUUCCACAUCUGCGGAGACUCCCAGACCAGAGUGGACCACGCCAAGCAGCUGAUCAGCGACCUGAUAACCGAUCAGCAGUUCUCCAACAGCAUCAAAGACAACGCCAUCCUCAGCCUCUCCGAUCCGGACCGCCAGCGCAUCAGAGACAUGGAGGCCACCAUGGACGUGAGCGUCACGCUGGAGUACGCCUCGUCCCAGGCCGUCAUCACCGUGGAGGGCAUGAGCAAGGACGUGUCCAAAACCACCAACGAGAUCCACGAGAUGCUGAGGAGAGCGCGCGAGCAGGAGGCCUUCAAUAAGAACGUGGAAAUGAUCGGCAGUAUGACAGAGUGGCAGCACCAGCAGCAAGGAGGACAGUUUGUGAACUUUGACCCCGUCUCGAACUUCCAUCUAGAGGAGGGUUUUCAAAAGAAGCAUGCUCAUGUGGAGGUCAACCUUCAGGGUCAGAUUUACAAGGUUCUCCUGCCGGAUGGACCUGGGAACGAUGCACAGGGGAACACUCUUCAAAUCAGACGCAUCGACAAGCUAGCAGGCCAAAAGGAUAAUCUACCCCCCCAUUGGGAUGCCAUGCCAGCCAACACAUCAUGCCUGUCCUGCCCCAUCCAGCCAGGCAGAACAGAGUACAACACAGUUCAAAACCUGUUCAAGGCCACCUGCCCAAGGAACAUAAUAAAGAUUGAGAGGAUCCAGAACUCGACCCUGUGGAAGAGUCUUCAGAUCAAGAAACAAGGGAUGGAGAAGAGGAACGGGCACCAGAACAACGAGAAGCAGCUCUUCCACGGAGCCUGCUACCAGUCCAUCGACCACAUCAGACACAACGGCUUCAACCGGAGCUACGCUGGGAAAAACGCUGCCUGCUAUGGAAACGGCACCUACUUUGCAGUCAAUGCUAGUUACUCUGCUAGCGACACUUACUCCAAACCAGACCCCCAAGGCCAGAAGUUCAUGUUCCUCUGCUGCGUCCUGACUGGCGACUUCACCAGAGGACAACAAGGGAUGAUCGUGCCCCCGAGUAAAGGCAACACCAACGCUCAACUUUAUGACAGCGUGACAGACAAUCCCGCUAGACCCUCCAUGUUUGUAAUCUUCCACGAUUGCCAGGCCUAUCCUGAGUAUCUAAUAACGUUCAAUUAGACCUGCGCAGGCCAGGCAAUGUACACUAUACUUUCACCCGCUUAUGUUAAAAUAAUGCCUUCAUUAAUCCUAUGCCUUUUGAUCAUAGUUUCUCACACUUUUAUAAUUUGUUGCGGUGAAACGUGCCUUUACAUGUGACUGUUGUCACUUUUACAAUAAAAGCUGAACACAUCCUCUGAA